This is a messenger RNA of Punica granatum (pomegranate), 729 nucleotides long. The record is from RefSeq and is a predicted model, not a curated record. Lineage: Eukaryota; Viridiplantae; Streptophyta; Magnoliopsida; Myrtales; Lythraceae.
GUUCCAUUGUUACCGUCGUCCGUCUUCGUUCUCUUCUCAAUAACUGCGAAUCAGAAGCUCAGCCUCUGGUCGGAGUACCGAAUCUCCGCUAGCUUCCCUCACCAAUCUGAGGACUUUCCGUCACCGCCCGCAUAGUUGGAUCGAAGGAUGGGUUUCGGCUUCACAGUCGGUGUUCUCGGAGUCCUAAUCCUCUUUCAUGCCGCUUAUUCUACCAUCCAGUACAGGGGAUUGCUCAAGAUCAUGGAGGAGGAGUUCUCUGGGCCUCCAAUUACUGUGGUUGGUGAAUUGGUGAUAGGGCUAGUAUUGUGCAUGUGGGCAGCUCUUACUGUGCCCGGAAAGUUCCUGUCGAUCCAUCCCGAUUCUGAAGAGAAUAGGAUAGUUUCCCUACCAGAAAACCUGGAUUUCAUGAUAUUCAAUCACCGCGGCAGAGUUUUUCCUUCUCAAGUAGAUUUGAAGCUGAAACAUUGAGCCUCACCUAUAGUUGUGUACAAAUCCCAAGGCUCAUAGAGGAUGGAAUUCUGCUUUUCUCCUGAAACGCAUUGGGUGAUGACGAACUCGAACUAGUCUGGACAUCUACGACUUCUGUAGUUCUUGAUGAUUCCAAGUGAUGUAUGAAUACUUGAUUUUUGAGGGUACCAAUGAGUUAUUCGCCUUAAUUUGUUUAAACAGUCUUCCAGCGAGAUAUAUUGGAUAAUGAAUUUUUAUGGAAGUUGAAAUUCUUCAUUUGAA